Messenger RNA from Penicillium paradoxum, 1212 nucleotides. RefSeq lists its product as uncharacterized. The record is from RefSeq and is a predicted model, not a curated record. NCBI's taxonomy places the organism in Eukaryota, Fungi, Ascomycota, Eurotiomycetes, Eurotiales, Aspergillaceae. The transcript is spliced from 2 exons. The coding region runs from base 1 to 1212 and encodes 403 amino acids.
AUGGCCACAGGCGAGGAAAAUACUGUCAACUAUAUGUUGGCCCGAGUCUUGUCUGGGGGCUCAAUCUACAGGAAGACGGAGCUUAGUCUUUUUUUUCCUCGGUGGUUUAAAUGUGUCAAAGAGAAUAAGCCGGUCCCUUCACGACUGCCGGAACUUCUGACGCGGGUUCUGCGUCCCUGGGGCACUCCAGCUGCCCGUGAGAACUCUCUGGAAAUUCAAGCCCGCGAGGGUCUUCCUGCUGAACAUCAAUGGAUGGUAGAGCUUCAUAUUCUCAUGACAGAUGAAGCAGAUGAAAGAUUCCUGCAGCAUUUGGAAUCUUUGCCGGAUCGGGUCAUAUCUUUCGAUGAACUGUAUCUGCAAGCCGAAGAUGACAAUACAGACAAUUCGAGCGACUUUCUCGUUGCCGACCCCCACCGAACCCUUCAAUUCGACUAUGAAAUUCGUGAUGUGAUGACACGAGGCGACAGGAACGAAAUGAGGAAGCACCAAGACGUCUUCUAUGUGACCGGUAUCGUUUCGUGGACUGUUAGGUCGCCUUUCUGGAAUAUCGCAUUGGCCACGGAUGAUGCAGGCAUUCGCUUUCUCUCAAAUAAGACAUUGGAUCGAGUUCUUCCGAAAUGGAGACAAAUCCUCACCGGCGACAAGAUUCCCACUGCGAGAUAUGGCGUCACUGAUUCUUUCCGUCAGUGGCUGGCAAGUGAGAAACGAAAGGCCAUCGAUCUCGGCAGACCUUGGCCAGAAACGCCCGUCAACGUCGCUUCUUCGGUCUCAAAGCCCAAGAGCUCGGGGCCCAAGUCUACGAGCUUCAUAUCUCGCCUUCGCUCCUCGGCUCCUAGCCGGACCUCCCCCACUGAAUUCGACUUCAAUGCAAACGACAUCGAGCAGACUGAAUUGCUUCGAGAAAUACUGACGGAAGUUAAGGAUUUGAAGCUCAUUAUGAAAAGUUUCCUGCCGAGUAGUGAAGAGCUUAUGCGUCGGGACCUUCAUAGCCCGGAAAUGCAAGUCCACGAACCUUGGCAACAGCCUUAUCCUGCCGUUCCCCAGGGACCCAGCUAUGCGACAAUGCAACCAUUUAUGGCGCAAAACGGUCGCGUAGGCAGUCCUCAAUUCGAUUCUACUCCAGCCGAUCAAGAUUGGCAGCGCUGGGACGCCGCGUACCACACCCCUAGCCAUGUGUCAGCUCCGGGGCCUGGUUAUAUGCGUCGUCCAUAA